Molecule: messenger RNA, 1044 nt
Organism: Paraphaeosphaeria sporulosa
Lineage: Eukaryota; Fungi; Ascomycota; Dothideomycetes; Pleosporales; Didymosphaeriaceae
Product: ferredoxin reductase-like protein
Exons: 5
Coding region: 1-1044 (347 amino acids)
Biological process (GO): ergosterol biosynthetic process
Molecular function (GO): cytochrome-b5 reductase activity, acting on NAD(P)H
Source: RefSeq, a predicted model, not a curated record
AUGUUCGCCCAACGGAUUUUCCGCCCGGCAAACCAGCUGACCCAGCUAACAAACCCACAGCAGGUGCGCCGGUAUGCAUCCACGGAUGCGCCCAAGAGCGGCGGCAGCAACGGCCUGCUCUACACGGGUGUCGCGCUCGCCGCCGUCUCUGGUGGCUACUUUUACAUGCGCCGCAACACGCCCACCGGCCAGGCGGGCAAUGCGCCGCCCUCCGCCGAGGCCAACAAGACACCGGCGUCGACGGCCGGACAGAUCGCAAAGGCAGCCUUCACGGGCGGCGAGCAGGGCUUCCUGUCUCUGAAGCUCGACAAGUCGGAGAUCAUCAACCACAACACCAAGAAGCUCACCUUCUUGCUGCCCGAGGAGGACAUGGAGAGCGGCCUGCACGUUGCCUCUGCCGUCAUCACCAAGUACAAGGGGCCCGAGAUGCAGAAGCCCGUCAUCCGGCCCUACACCCCCGUGAGCGAUGUCGACCAGAAGGGCACCGUCGAGUUCAUCAUCAAGAAGUACCCCAACGGCCCCAUGUCGGAGCACUUGCACAACAUGGAGCCCGGCCAGCGGCUUGACAUCAAGGGCCCUAUCCCAAAGUAUCAGUGGAGCCCAAACAAGCAUGAGCACGUUGCCAUGAUUGCUGGUGGCACCGGUAUCACGCCCAUGUGGCAGGUCGCCAACGCCAUCUUCAAGAACCCCGAGGACAAGACCAAGGUCACGCUCGUCUUUGGCAACCUCACUGAGCAGGACAUCCUCAUGAAGCACGAGCUCGAGCGCCUCGAGAAUACCUACCCUCAAAGGUUCCGAGCUUUCUACGUUCUUGACAACCCGCCCGAGCAAUGGCGAGGCGGAAAGGGCCAUGUCACCAAGGAGCUCCUGAAGACAGUCCUACCCGAGCCCAAGGAAGGUGAGAAGAUUAAGAUCUUCGUCUGCGGUCCCCCUGGCAUGUACAAGGCUAUCAGCGGCGGCAAGAAGAGCCCGCAAGACCAGGGCGAGCUUGCAGGCUACCUGAAGGACCUCGGAUACUCCAAGGACCAAGUAUACAAGUUCUAG